AUGGGCAGGAUUGGCAAGGAAGUGGCAGGACAGGUCAUAAGCUUCAUAGGCCUUGUUGGGGUAUCGGUGACCUGUGGGGUCCCCAUGUGGAGAGUGACCAGCUUCAUUGGAGCCAACAUCGUGACAGGUCAGACCAUCUGGGACGGCCUGUGGAUGAACUGUGUUAUGCAGAGCACCGGGCAGAUGCAGUGCAAGAUUAAUGACUCUGUUAUGAGGCUAUCCAAUGAUCUGCAAGCCGCCCGAGCCCUGGUCAUCAUCUCCCUCAUCUUCGGCUUCAUCGGCUUCAUAGUCACCUUCAUUGGAGCCAAGUGCACCGGCUGCCUGGACAAAGAUUCAUCAAAGGCCAAGGUGGUGAUCAUAGGCGGCUGUCUCUUCAUUGUUUCCGCCAUCCUGGUCCUGAUCCCCGUCUGCUGGUCUGCAGCCAUCACCAUCGCAGACUUCCGGAGCGUCUUGACAAUCGAGACACAGAAGAGGGAACUUGGAGCCUCAAUCUACAUCGGCUGGGCCUCUGCUGCUAUUCUUCUGAUCGGUGGGAUCAUCCUAACCACGUCCUGCCCUCCUCAAAAAAACAUGUAUGGAUACCCAGGCUACCCACCGGCUCAAAUGUAUCCUUACCCAGGCCCUGUGGCCAACCCGGCAGCAUAUGGCCCUGUGUAUGCUCCCCCAUCCAGCCGCCCAUACACAGGCACAGGGACAUACGCACCUAGCAAACCUUAUACAGCACCAACCACAUACUCUGCUAGACAAUACCUCUAA
Molecule: messenger RNA, 756 nt
Organism: Cottoperca gobio
Lineage: Eukaryota; Metazoa; Chordata; Actinopteri; Perciformes; Bovichtidae
Gene: cldnf
Product: claudin f
Exons: 1
Coding region: 1-756 (251 amino acids)
Cellular component (GO): membrane; bicellular tight junction
Molecular function (GO): structural molecule activity
Source: RefSeq, a predicted model, not a curated record